Molecule: messenger RNA, 3301 nt
Organism: Ceratotherium simum simum (southern white rhinoceros)
Lineage: Eukaryota; Metazoa; Chordata; Mammalia; Perissodactyla; Rhinocerotidae
Gene: AXDND1
Product: axonemal dynein light chain domain containing 1
Source: RefSeq, a predicted model, not a curated record
AACAUAAGCACUUAACGAGUCUCAUUUUUCUGUCUGCAGGACAGUGUGGCAGCCCUGCCGGAUCCCAAUACGCCGCUGAUUUGUUUCUAGGUUAGCUUUCUGCAGGGAUAUUUCAAAUUACUAAAGAGAGUGAUAGGAGGCAUUGUUUAUUAUGCCUCUCCCGAAACCGCCCUCAACAUUGCUAAACUCCGCGUCAACGCCUGACGGCAAAAAAUUAAAAGUCUCUGCAUCCAAGGAAGAGACAGGACUUCCUGAACUAAGGGAGAAAAGAAAUAUGGUGGAUCCGUCAAAACUCCUUCCGACUUCCCUUCAGAAUGAGUUCAUCCCUGAGGAAGUUCUUUUUUCUCUGACCUAUGCAGCCAAUGCAGGUCCUUGUCCUGAAAACUUACUGCCUCCUAAGAAAAUUAAAACUCCAAAGCGUACUCUGCGCCCUGUUGACCACGUCUGGCAUCACCCUGUUCGAAGGAAUAAAUUCAAAUACCUGAUUGACCAUCCCGUUUCCCUUACGGGAGCUGGAAGGGAUAUUUCUUUUCUGUACGAUGUUAAAUAUGUUAAAGGAGAGACUAGGGAGUGGACAGUUUGUCCCCCACAUUUGGAUCGUUCAUUACAGUCACAUGAUGGUGUCAUUGUGCCUCAUAAGCCAAAGAAAGUAACAGAUACUUUGAUUCCUGAAGAAUUUCAUAUUGUGUCAAAUACAGGUGUUUCCGGUUUGGAGUGUUAUGAUGACAAAUAUACUACUCUCCUCACAGAUAGUGAAAACAGGCUAUUGCUCUUUCCAUCCAUGAAACCUAAUAAAAGAGUAGAAGUGGUCCAGCUGAAUGACGUGAUGGAUACUAUGCUAGAGAGAGCUGGUGUGGAAAAUCAGGAAUAUACAGGGCCAACCAAGAUGCACAAACUACUACAUAUAUUGAAGAAGGAACAAACCAUUUACAAUACAGUAUUUCAUGAACUUAUUCGACAAGUCAGUGUGGACUGUGCAGAUAGGGGAGAACUACUGUCUAAAAUCAGAGAGCGGUAUGUACAAAUGCUUGACCAAAUUGCCCGGCAGAUGAUUGACUUCUACAAAGACUUGGUAACUCAGCGAAUGAUGGACCAGCGCAUUUUAGAAGAAUUGUACAAUUUUAAGAAUGUUAUUGAGGAACUGACCAGGGAGCUGUGUCUGGUUCGGGCACAUGAUAUGAAAUUAACAAAGGAAGCAGAGAAGGCUCACAAGGAUUUGGCACAAGCUCUUUUAGAUGCUGAAAAGAAUGCCAAAAUUGUAGAAGAAUACCAUGACUUAUAUACGUUACAAAGAGGGAGGAUGGAGAGUGAUAUUAAACAGUUAAUGGCAGAAAGAGAUAUCUGGAGCUCAGCCACGUAUGAAUUGGCUCUAAAGGUAAUUGAAAGAAAUAGAGUCAUAUUGGCUAAAAGACUUUACCUCAAUGAAAAAGGCUGGAGUAAAUAUACUACACAUUUCAUCAUACUGCUGUCAACCAAGGACACUGCAGACCUUGCACUGUUGCAGAAGUUGACACAGAAAUGGAGAAACUUAGUGAAUAAAUUUAAGCAGGAAGUGGAACAAAAUGAAGAGUCUACAAGGGAGAAAUUGCAAAUUGUUAAGGAUGGCCUUAUCAAAUGGCAGCAAUACUUCAGAAAUAAUAGUGGAAAAGACAUUUUAUCCCCUAAUAAAGGAAAUAUAUUUGAAUCAGUUCUUCCAGACUUCAAGCAAUGGCAAAUGAUGCUGAAUGAAGAUAAAGACAAGUUUGCUGGGGAUCUUCUAGUGUCAAAAUAUGAUUCUCUCAAGAUUAUUAAACAUUUACAGGAAAACUGGACAGAUAUUGGGCUUGGGAUAUUUGGUCGCCAUAAAAGUAUGGAGGGGGAGAUGCCACCAGAGCGACAGCACAUGGAGGAAAUUGUGAAAAGCAUAGGAAGACUCUACAAAGAAUUUGAAAUAAGAAUAAAUGGGGAUAAUGGUAUCUCUAAAAUUCUUCCAAGCUUGAUUAGUUCUCUUGAAUUCUGUUCUUUCAAGUUGGAAAGCCUCCUGGAGUUUCCUGAAAUGUUUCUUGAAGAAUGGGAGGGACUUAAUGGAAAAAUUAAUGAAAUGAAAUCUCAGUUGGAUGCACUGUUAAACAUUAUUGGUACUGUUCCACAGUACCUAGACAUGGAUUCUGGCUCGGUCCUUCAAGCACGUAUAUAUAACAUGAUUCAACAAUGGCUUUUGAAGAUAGGCAAUGAGAUUAACAAUGGUAACAUUGAACUUCAGCGCCACAUGGAUGAAUUACAUAUAUCUAUGAUCCAGUGGAUGGUAAAUUUGCUGAUUUUAAUGGUACCUGACCUUACUGACCAAGACACCCUCCCAAAGUUGGAGGAGGAAAGUGCUGACAAACAUGAUAUAGGAGUUGCAAAGUUAGAGCUAGAGGCGACUGUACUGGCAAGGAAGUUGUCCCAAUACUCCAGCUAUUUGAACAGUUGUUGCAAAGGGAUGGUGACAGCCAUGGCUCUGAGUAUCACAGGUCAGUUACAAAAAAAUCCUAAGGAACUUCAUGAGCUGGAUAAGAUGAAGAGAGAAUGUUAUGAGUGGAUCACCACAUGCUCUCACCUUCUUUCUGGAAUCAAAGGCAGAGAAAUAAAUUUAUUGACACCUGAAGAAAAAGAGCAUCUACUUGGAGAAGAGGACUUUUUAAAAGAAUUCAUUGAGCCUGGAACAGACAAGCCUUUUAAAGAGGAUGAAGAAGAAAGUAAGGAGGAUAAGAAACUUGAGAAAGAAAAGGAAGAAAAGAAAGCAGAAGAAAAACCUUCAACAUCUACAGAGAAGGAAAAACUCAUUCGAUUCAUUGGAAAAGAUGAAAAUGUUCAUUCCAAACCUCUAUUUGGAACAGAGGUAUUGUCUUCCUGGAGAGAAUCAGCUAAUCAAGGUACAUUGGCCCAAAAGUAUCUUGAAGCCAUGGCUAUAAUUGAACGCACGCAGGAGAAGUUAAUAGAGGUAGAAAGCAGAGCCAGACAAGCAGAGGAGAUGUUUGAGAAUGUAAAUGAGACACUUCAUUAUACCCUUAUAAGAAAUAAAGAAUUGGAGAAAGAACUAGAAGAAAUAUUGAUAAAGUCUAGAGAGAAGGAGUCUGAAAGAGAAGAAGAAGAAAAUGAAAGAGAAAGAGAAGAAGAAAAAGAAGAAGAAGAAGAAGAAGAAGAAGGAGAAAUCAGGCCAGUAGAAAGUUCCUCAAAAUCUUUAAAGAAAGGGGUACAGAACAAAGAGGGUCCUCCCAACACUAAAUCCAGAACCCGGACUAAAUUCAGUCACAAGACCAAACCCAAGCAGCUUCCAUAG